Trematomus bernacchii (emerald rockcod) is the source of this 1756-nucleotide messenger RNA. It is a transcript of the gene alkbh1, whose product is annotated as alkB homolog 1, histone H2A dioxygenase. Gene Ontology annotation, cellular component: nucleus; cytoplasm. The record is from RefSeq and is a predicted model, not a curated record. Gene Ontology annotation, biological process: oxidative RNA demethylation. The transcript is spliced from 6 exons. Bases 18 to 1118 code for a protein of 366 amino acids. NCBI's taxonomy places the organism in Eukaryota, Metazoa, Chordata, Actinopteri, Perciformes, Nototheniidae. Gene Ontology annotation, molecular function: oxidative RNA demethylase activity; ferrous iron binding; broad specificity oxidative DNA demethylase activity.
UCUACGUCACAGCCAAGAUGGCAGCCUCCUCUGUGGUGCGUGGAGAAGACGCAUUUAAAAAAGUAUUCAAGUUUUACAAAAGAAAAAGCCCCCCGCCCGACUUCAGCGAUGUCACUGACUUUUCCAAAGGCUUACCCAGUGACAAGAUAGUUCCAGCAGUACUGGACCUUUCUGCAGUGAGUGACAGCGAGGCUGCCAGGGCUGGAUUACAGCCGGUCAAAUCCUGGAGGGCCUUUGGCCUGCAGGGCUACCCAGGGUUCAUCUUUAUCUCAAACCCGUUCCUGCGGGGCUCCCAGCCCUUCUGGAUCAGACAGUGUCUAAAGACCUACCCUCAGAAGCCCAACGUCUGCAACUUGGACAUGCACAUGUCUCUGUCUGACACCCAGGACAUCUGGGGCCAAAGUGUCCAUGGCCUGAGUUCCUCACCCUCUGGAAAAAGAGAACCCAAGACUCUUCUUGAAAGGCUGCGCUGGGUCACUCUGGGAUAUCAUUACAACUGGGAUACCAAGACUUACUCUGCCAACCAUCACACUCCUUUACCUGCUGAUCUCCACCUGCUGUCUGUCCAAAUAACAGCGGCCUGUGGGUUUCCAGGGUUCAGUGCUCAGGCUGGAAUCCUCAACUACUACCGCCAUGACUCGUCACUAGGAAUCCAUGUGGAUGAAUCAGAACUGGAUCACAGCCGGCCGCUGCUGUCCUUCAGUUUCGGGCAAUCAGCGAUCUUCCUCCUGGGAGGUGUCCGCAGAGAGGACCCCCCCACUGCUAUGUACAUGCACAGUGGGGAUGUGAUGGUGAUGUCGGGACAGAGCCGCCUCUUUUACCAUGCUGUCCCACGUAUCAUUCCAGGCCCCCAGGGACAAACAGCUUUAGAGAUGGAGGGCUGCUGCAUGGCCUUCUCCUCGCAGGACAGCACUCUGGGGGGGGUGCUGUCAGAGGAGGACUGGGUGUUGUGCACCAGGUAUAUCCAGAGCUCCAGGCUGAAUGUGACUGUGAGACAGGUGCUGGGACCGGGGCAGAGAUUCCCAGAAACACCCUCUCCUCGACAAAAGACUGAUGCAAGCCAAGCGGGAGAAAGGAGAAGUCGUCGCUGUGACUCUGUUGAGACUUCAGAGACAUGACAUAGACCCUGCUGUAAAAUGGAGACAUCUGAUACCAGCCGGGCAGUAGCAUCAGAUUCUAGUUUAUUGCCAGGUACGUUUACUCGUAUAAAUAAUGUAGACAUAUGCGCACCAGGGUUCCAAUGCAUCUUCAGUGUGACUGAAUGCAUUUACUCCUGUACCUUGAGCUGUCCACUUGUAAUUGGAACACCCAAUAUGAUCCUCUGAAUCUUCCAACAGGAAGUCUGACUGUAAGGACAUCUUAUCAUAGCAUUAUAUCUAGCUACCUGGUCAAUGAACAAAAUCCAUGAUAAUGCAUAAAAAGACAGAUGGUAAUUUGAUCAUAUCAGAUUGACCACAUUCUGAGGUGCUCAUACACAUUUUGAUCAUACGUCAGCCACCUGCCUCGCCUCUUCCUGCUAACUUAAGAAUGCCUGGCAAAUGUUACAAGUAGCAGUAGUAAGAAAGUAUUCGCCAGGGAAAUCAAAUGAUUUAGAAAUGAAUGUCUUCCAUCCUUGGCAUUGCUUUUCUUGACCUUCCACGCACCAUGUCUACUGUAUUAAUAAGGUGCGAAAAAGCUUGUUCCCUGUUCAUGUACAUUUUGUCUGUUUUAUUUCACUCAUCCAACCUAAAUAAAAUUGUCACACUAUAAGAAGUCA